GUGAACAGGAAUUUAGAGCGCCUGCUAAUCAUUUGAGUUUACCAGGCUGCAUACACACUCCAGCCGCCAAGACACCCUUGCACACAGACAGAAUGAGAGAAAUAGUUCACAUACAAGCCGGACAAUGUGGGAAUCAGAUUGGCACCAAGUUUUGGGAAGUUAUCAGCGAUGAACACGGCAUCGAUCCGGCAGGAAACUAUGUGGGUGACUCAUCGCUUCAAAUCGACAGGAUUAAUGUGUACUACAACGAGGCGUCCGCACACAAGUAUGUCCCCAGAGCAAUCCUUGUGGACCUGGAACCGGGGACCAUGGACAGUGUCCGGUCGGGGUCUUUUGGACAGCUAUUCAGACCUGACAACUUUAUCUUCGGGCAGACGGGUGCGGGGAACAACUGGGCCAAGGGCCACUACACUGAGGGAGCAGAGCUGGUAGACUCUGUGCUGGAUGUGGUGAGGAAGGAGUGUGAGCACUGUGACUGUCUCCAGGGCUUCCAGCUCACCCACUCCCUGGGCGGGGGCACGGGCUCAGGCAUGGGCACCCUGCUCAUCAGCAAGAUCCGUGAGGAGUACCCCGACCGCAUCAUGAACACGUUCAGCGUCAUGCCCUCACCCAAGGUGUCUGAUACGGUGGUCGAACCGUACAACGCCACGCUCUCUGUGCACCAGCUGGUGGAGAACACGGAUGAGACAUACUGCAUUGACAACGAGGCGCUCUACGACAUCUGCUUCCGUACCCUAAAACUGACCACACCCACUUACGGGGACCUCAACCACCUGGUGUCGGCCACCAUGAGCGGUGUGACCACCUCACUGCGCUUCCCUGGCCAGCUCAACGCCGACCUUCGCAAACUGGCCGUCAACAUGGUGCCCUUUCCCCGCCUACAUUUCUUCAUGCCUGGCUUUGCACCACUAACCGCCCGGGGGAGCCAACAGUAUCGCGCCCUGACAGUGCCCGAACUCACUCAGCAAAUGUUUGACGCCCGCAACAUGAUGGCAGCUUGCGACCCGCGCCAUGGCCGCUACCUCACGGUGGCCACUGUUUUCCGAGGGCCCAUGUCCAUGAAGGAGGUGGACGAGCAGAUGCUGGCCAUCCAGAACAAGAACAGCAGCUACUUCGUGGAGUGGAUCCCCAACAACGUCAAGGUGGCCGUGUGUGACAUUGCGCCCCGCGGCCUUAAGAUGGCCUCCACAUUCAUCGGCAACAGCACAGCCAUCCAAGAGCUGUUCAAGCGCUUCUCGGAGCAGUUCUCAGCCAUGUUCCGCCGCAAGGCCUUCUUGCACUGGUUCACCGGGGAGGGCAUGGACGAGAUGGAGUUCACAGAGGCCGAGAGCAACAUGAACGACCUGGUGUCUGAGUACCAGCAGUACCAGGAGGCCACGGCUAAUGACGGGGAAGAGACAUUCGACGACGAGGAAGAAGAACUCAAUGAGGAAUGGAACCUUGAAGCCCAAUAGCUUGAAGCCCCCAUCUUUGAAGACAAUGUUAUCUCACUGAGCUAAAGCUAAGGCGUUAGCACUGGAAACAGAUAUAUCCCGCAAUGAAGCUGACAGUGUUUUUACUUUAAUAGUGAUUGUUUAAGUAUUAUCAGACACUGUAAAUUUUAUCCCUGUAAGGGAUUCACUGACUCAGAAAUUAUCAAAUGAAUCGUUGACAGCAGAACAAAUAUGUGAGCAAAAGAAAGCCAAUUGAACUCUCUAUAGAAAGCUGUUCUUGUAUUACAGCCAGAACCACAGUAAUGCUAGAUUGCAGUAUGUCACAACCAACAACCAACCAAGUAGUUUGCUUUAGUAAGUAAGAUGUUGCAAUUGUCUUCGAGCAUUUCGGGUCUGAAUAGUAUGUGAAUCAAAACUCAAUAAAUGUUUCCUUGAAAUUGUCAA
Oncorhynchus gorbuscha (pink salmon) is the source of this 1877-nucleotide messenger RNA. RefSeq names its product tubulin, beta 6 class V (gene tubb6). Lineage: Eukaryota; Metazoa; Chordata; Actinopteri; Salmoniformes; Salmonidae. Gene Ontology annotation, molecular function: structural constituent of cytoskeleton; GTP binding; GTPase activity. Gene Ontology annotation, biological process: microtubule cytoskeleton organization; mitotic cell cycle. Gene Ontology annotation, cellular component: microtubule; cytoplasm. The transcript has 5 exons. The record is from RefSeq and is a predicted model, not a curated record. The coding region runs from base 93 to 1454 and encodes 453 amino acids.